UCGCGCCGCGCGACGUUUAGUUCGUUGCGGUGUCCCGGUCUAAUGUAAAUCGGUAACUUGCCUCUCAAUCUCGAACGCUUUCUACUUCGAACGCGGUUGUUUUCCUCGGAUCGCUCAGAUCUUGCUGUAUAACAGUUUGAAUCGCUUCGUGACGAAAUUUUCACGCGUCUUCUUCUCACUCACGAUUCGAAAUCAAAUGCGCACAAUGCAGAAGAGACCUGUGUAUCAUUUGAAGGGACUUUGAACUUUAGAAAAAUUAUUAAAGUUUCACUACGUUUAUUAUCUACUACUCUUCAAAACGCGACGAAGGUUUAGAUCAAAGCGCAUCACCAAAUUAAAAAGAAGCUGAUCAACUUUUCGCAAAAUAGAAGCAUCAUAAAGAUAAUUAAUCUAUCAAGAAACCUAUUUUAAUCAGAUCUUCCCACAUCCCUUGAUACGCAACGGAGAACCUGAUAUGCGUGAAAGUGCAGCGACUCUCGCUCCCUGAAGACAGGAAGAUCGAACCGCAAGCGGAUUCUAAACUAAGAAGAUGGCAGCUUCUGAACGCAUGGAAAACGGAAAGAGAAAUAAUAAUGAAAAUGUGUACACUUCCAAACUUCGACAAGCCUUACCGCAAUGUUGCGCGGUCGGUGCUAAAAAUUUACUUCUACUCACUUUCGGUUCAACGUUAGGAUUCUCGACAAUCCUUAUCCCGGCGUUGCAGAGAGAAGAUUCAGAUAUCAAAGUCAGCAUGGAGGAAUUGACAUGGAUCAGCAGCCUGAAUUUAUUCCUCGUGCCGAUCGGCUGUUUUGUGAGCGGACCGCUAUCGCAAUAUCUGGGCAGGAAGCGAAUGAUGAUGCUGACUAAUAUCCCGUUCGUGAUGGCCUGGCUGGUAUUUCACUACUCCAGCAAUCCCGCGAUGUUAUUCGCGGCGCUCGCGAUAACGGGCCUAACGGGCGGCCUCCUCGAGCUGAGCGGAAGUUUGGCUCACUGGAGAACAGUGGCGUUAAUCAAUCUGGCUUACCCCAUUCUUUGCUUUCUCGCAUUGUGUUUAGUACCCGAGAGUCCGCACUGGCUCGCCGUUAAAGGUCGUCUCGCGGAAUCGGAACGCGCACUGUGCUGGUUGAGAGGUUGGGUGAAUCCGUCGCAGGUGCGAGAUGAGUUUCAGGCGCUCUGCCAGGCGGUCCAGAAACCGGCUGACAGCACUGAUUCCGAUAAGGAGAAAAUCUGGCAAUCCUAUACGAAACGAACGUUCUACCUGCCGUUCAUCCUGGUCAGUGCGGCCUUCUUCAUUAGCUCCUUCGGCGGCACCGCGACUCUGCAAACCUUCGCUGUCAUGAUAUUCGCGAAGCUGAACGCGCCGAUCGACAAUUACACGGCCACGGUGUUCCUGGGUGUCGCCCAGCUGAUCGGUACUAUAGUUUGCGUGAUGUCGAUUCAUUUCAUGGGAAAACGCAAGCUUUCCUUCCUAUCGAUCAUCGGCACCGGCUUGUGCUUCCUCAUCACUGCUGUCUACAAUUAUUUGAACGAUACGGAUUAUCUUAACGGCGUCAAGUAUGCGUGGAUGCCGACUACUCUCAUGAUCGGCGCCGCUUUCGCGUCGCACUUCGGUAUCAGAUUGUUGCCUUGGAUCCUGGCAGGCGAGGUCUUCCCUGUGAAGGUACGCAGCAGUGCAAGCGGCGCGGCCGGUAUGAUCGGCUACAUUUUAACGUCGACUGCGAACAAAACCUUCCUCUACAUGGUAAACGGUAUGUCGUUAUCCGGCACGUUUCUCUUCUACGCUUUUAUCAACUUUGCCGGUCUGUGCUUUCUGUACGUGAUAUUACCCGAGACCGAAGGUAGGACCUUGAGAGAGAUCGAGGAACAUUACGCCGGUAUACAGAACCUGAAAAACAGGCCUACAAAAAAGCAACACGCGGCAAAGGAGAAAUGGGCAGCCACAAAUCCGGCAAUUAUAUACGACGAAAAUACCGAAAGUAAAUUGUAGAUCAAAUAUCAAUGAUUUACAAGUUAAAUUUUUAUAAUUAUUGACUGUUGCAUUUCAAACAUAUAUUUUGCUUUUGAUAACAAAAUUAUUGUAAUAGUUUCGUUAAAAACUAAGACAAGUUAUGCAGCUUUUUUUAUGCGCCAUAGUACAAUUGCAAUUUUCUUUUUAAUGGAGUUAUUGAUAUUAAUGCAGUCAGAGAGAGAAAGACAAUCAAUUGUAAAAAUAAAGAUUAAUUAGCAUAUUAGUUAAGAACAAUACAACAGAGACCAGGAGAACCAAAUGACUUUCCCAAAAUUUCUGCGGAAAGUUAGAACCAAUAGUGUAUCAAACAAUGUUAGAAUUAGCGUUUUUAUUUAUUAUUUUGUAUUAUUUCGUAAAGCGUAGCAGUUGCCAUAAAGUGCUUCUCGAUAUUGCUUAAUUAAUAGCAAAAUAUUCGAGAAACAAAUAUUGUUUUAUCAGCUCGGAACAUUUAUUUUUUAUUGUUUAUAAAAGCUUUAAUAUUUCAAGAAGAC
Messenger RNA from Linepithema humile (Argentine ant), 2478 nucleotides. The record is from RefSeq and is a predicted model, not a curated record. Lineage: Eukaryota; Metazoa; Arthropoda; Insecta; Hymenoptera; Formicidae.